CAUUUUAAUUUCAUCUUCCCAGUUCCCGUCGCUCGAAUCUCGAUUUCUUGCGCUGCUCGUGGUGUGUCCUUUUGUCACAUUCCACUUCUCGAGAAGCGGCGAUUGAGGCAGAGAGAUCGCUGAGGUGAGCGAUUUUAUUACUAGAUGAAGUGGACGAGAGGAGGAUGAUCGAGUCGUCGGCUCAAUUUUCCCCCAUCGCGUCACGUGAAUCCGCCUAUUAAAUUGGGGAUUCGUCCGAUUCGCCUUAUUUAAUAAACAAACCAAAAGGGAGCUCCGUUGCGUUGGUCCCGUCGAUUUCAAAGAAUCGAGUGUUCUUCUGCUGAGAAGCUUCGAAACAGCUUUUGCUCCGACUGCUAUUCGACCGGUGUCUUGGAUUUAGGGCAAACUUUUGUGGAAGUUUGUUGAUUUGAGGAGGGGGGACAUGGAUAAGUACGAACUGGUGCGGGAUCUGGGGUCAGGGAACUUUGGGGUGGCGAGAUUGCUGCGGAACAAGGAGACGAAGGAGCUAGUGGCUAUCAAGUACAUCCCCAGAGGCCUCAAGAUCGAUGAGAAUGUUGCAAGAGAAAUCAUCAACCACCGCUCGCUUCGCCAUCCUAAUAUUAUCCGAUUCAAAGAGGUUAUCUUAACGCCUACGCAUCUUGGCAUCGCCAUGGAGUACGCUGCAGGAGGCGAGCUGUUCGAGCGGAUCUGCAGCGCUGGAAGGUUCAGCGAAGAUGAGGCCAGAUACUUCUUCCAGCAGCUCAUAUGCGGCGUCAGCUACUGCCAUUUCCUGCAAAUAUGCCACCGAGAUCUGAAGCUAGAAAACACACUGUUAGAUGGUAGCCCAGCACCUCGCCUCAAGAUCUGCGACUUCGGUUAUUCGAAGUCGUCGUUGCUGCACUCGCGGCCCAAAUCCACGGUCGGGACGCCCGCUUACAUCGCUCCCGAGGUGCUCUCGCGUCGGGAGUACGACGGCAAGAUGGCUGAUGUUUGGUCGUGUGGGGUAACAUUGUAUGUAAUGCUGGUGGGAGCCUACCCCUUCGAGGAUCCAAACGACCCAAAGAAUUUUAGAAAAACUAUUGGGAGAAUAGUAGCUGUUCAGUACAAGAUACCCGAGCAUGUUCAUAUAACUCAAGAUUGCAGACAAUUACUAUCAAGGAUCUUUGUCGCUAACCCGACUAGGAGAAUUACGAUAAGGGAAAUAAGGAACCAUCCUUGGUUCUUGAAAAAUUUGCCUAGGGAGCUAGCUGAAGCCGCACAAGCGCAAUACUACAAGAGGGAUAACAGUGCGCCAACAUACUCCCUACAGAGUGAGGAGGAAAUUAUGAGAAUUGUAGGUGAUGCACGGAUUCCACCCUCAUCAUCAACACCCGUGGCAGGCUUUGGUUGGGUCGAAGAAGAAGAGGAUGAAGGAAAGCAAGAGCAAGAGAAAGAGGAAGAAGAAGAAGAGGAAGAGGAGGAGGAGGAGGACGAGUACGAUAAGAGAGUGAAGGAAGUCCAUGCGAGUGGCGAAUUCUCGUUGCCCGAUUAAUUAGUUCGCUAUUAAAAUCAGUGAAAAAUAGAAGGUAAAGACUACCUUUCCUGUACCACUAGUUAUAGCCGUGAAAUUCUUCUUCAAUAAAUGUUUCAGUUAUGUCUUUGCGUAGCAUUUGCUGUGAAAUUUGUAAGUGAUAGCAAUAUUACUCCACUCAGACAAGCCAUUUGAACUAUGAUAACUUUUGCAUAUUUGUGAUUCUGAAUUCAAAAGAUGUUCUCAUUAGUUUUGUUGA
Zingiber officinale is the source of this 1748-nucleotide messenger RNA. Its product is annotated as serine/threonine-protein kinase SAPK7. Gene Ontology annotation, molecular function: protein serine/threonine kinase activity; ATP binding. The record is from RefSeq and is a predicted model, not a curated record. The transcript is spliced from 9 exons. The coding region runs from base 422 to 1510 and encodes 362 amino acids. NCBI's taxonomy places the organism in Eukaryota, Viridiplantae, Streptophyta, Magnoliopsida, Zingiberales, Zingiberaceae. Gene Ontology annotation, biological process: protein phosphorylation; intracellular signal transduction.